Messenger RNA from Medicago truncatula (barrel medic), 3454 nucleotides. Its product is annotated as leucine-rich repeat receptor-like serine/threonine-protein kinase BAM1. The transcript is spliced from 2 exons. The record is from RefSeq and is a predicted model, not a curated record. Lineage: Eukaryota; Viridiplantae; Streptophyta; Magnoliopsida; Fabales; Fabaceae. Bases 184 to 3201 code for a protein of 1005 amino acids. Gene Ontology annotation, molecular function: ATP binding; protein kinase activity; protein binding. Gene Ontology annotation, biological process: protein phosphorylation.
AAAUAUGAAAUAGACAUUGGUACUCCUCCUUUGCAAGGAUAUACAAAAUUGUUCAUCAUCAUGUUGGCUGUAUUCAUGAGAGUUGAAAAGGGCCACCACCACCACCACAACCCUUGAACAAUACUUACUUAUUCCUUCACUCUCACUUUCACUCAUUCAUCUCACUUCCCUCUCUCCCUCAAAAUGCUUCCCUUUCUACCACUCCUCCUCUUCCUCCUCUCAUUCAACCUUAACCAAGUACUUUCCACACCCCACAUCUCUGAAUACCACUCCCUCCUCUCCUUCAAAUCCUCCAUAACAAACGACCCACAAAACAUCCUCACCUCAUGGAACCCAAAAACCCCUUACUGUUCCUGGUACGGCAUUAAAUGUUCCCAACAUCGCCACGUCAUUUCUCUCAACCUCACCUCCCUCUCCCUCACCGGCACCCUUUCCCUCUCCAACCUCCCUUUCCUCACCAAUCUCUCCCUCGCCGACAACAAAUUCUCCGGCCCAAUACCCUCUUCUCUCUCCUCUCUCUCUUCUCUCCGCUUUCUCAACCUCUCCAACAACAUCUUCAAUGGCACCCUCCCUCAAGAACUCUCUAACCUCUUCAAUCUUCAAGUUCUUGACCUCUACAACAACAACAUGACCGGUUCACUUCCUGUUUCGGUCACCCAUCUUUCUUUUCUCCGCCAUUUGCAUCUUGGUGGUAACUUCUUCACCGGAAAAAUACCACCGGAGUAUGGCUCUUGGACUCAUUUAGAAUAUCUUGCUGUUUCUGGUAAUGAACUUUCCGGUCACAUUCCACCGGAGAUUGGUAACAUUACUUCUCUUAAAGAGCUUUACAUUGGUUACUACAACACCUACGACGGUGGUAUUCCACCGGAGAUAGGAAAUUUGUCGGAGAUGGUGAGAUUUGAUGCUGCUUACUGUGGUUUAACCGGUGAAGUGCCACCGGAGUUGGGUAAGCUUCAGAAGUUGGAUACUUUGUUUCUUCAAGUAAAUGCACUUUCUGGGUCGCUUACAUCGGAGUUAGGGAACUUGAAAAGCUUGAAAUCGAUGGAUUUGUCGAAUAAUGCUUUCACAGGUGAAGUUCCGGUGAGUUUUGCUGAGUUGAAGAAUCUGACACUUUUGAAUUUGUUUAGAAAUAAGCUUCAUGGUGCUAUACCGGAGUUUAUCGGGGAAAUGCCGUCGCUUGAAGUGUUGCAGAUUUGGGAGAAUAACUUCACUGGAAGUAUUCCUCAGAGUUUGGGAAAAAAUGGAAAACUCACUCUUGUUGAUGUUUCUUCAAACAAGUUAACCGGUUCUCUUCCACCUUUUAUGUGUUUUGGUAACAAGCUUCAAACUUUGAUAGCUUUAGGGAACUUUCUUUUUGGUCCUAUUCCAGAUUCACUUGGAAAGUGUAAAUCUUUGAAUAGAAUAAGAAUGGGUGAGAAUUUUCUUAAUGGGUCAAUUCCAAAAGGACUUUUUGGUCUUCCUGAAUUGACACAAGUUGAGCUUCAAGAUAAUCUUUUAUCUGGUAACUUUCCUCAACCUGUUUCAAUGUCUAUAAAUCUUGGUCAAGUUACUCUUUCCAACAAUAAGCUUUCUGGGCCAUUACCACCUUCCAUUGGGAAUUUCACAAGUGUUCAAAAGCUUAUACUUGAUGGUAACCAGUUUUCAGGUAAAAUCCCUGCUGAGAUUGGAAAGUUACAUCAGCUUUCUAAGAUAGAUUUUAGUCAUAACAAAUUCUCUGGUCCUAUUGCGCCCGAGAUAAGUCACUGUAAGCUUUUAACUUUCGUUGAUCUUAGUCGUAACGAGCUUUCUGGUGAGAUUCCUAAAGAAAUCACUAAGAUGAAGAUAUUGAAUUACUUGAACCUGUCAAGAAACCAUCUUGUUGGUACCAUUCCAGGUUCUAUUGCUUCAAUGCAAAGCUUAACUUCUGUUGAUUUUUCAUAUAAUAAUCUCACUGGUUUGGUUCCUGGUACUGGCCAAUUUAGUUACUUUAACUAUACUUCUUUCCUUGGUAACCCUGAACUUUGUGGACCUUAUUUGGGUCCUUGCAAAGAUGGCGUUGCUAAUGGACCUCGUCAACCUCAUGUUAAAGGACCACUCUCUUCUACUGUGAAGCUUUUGCUUGUUGUUGGGUUGCUUGUUUGCUCUGCUAUAUUUGCUGUUGUAACGAUAUUUAAAGCUAGGUCUUUGAAAAAGGCGAGUGAAGCUCGUGCAUGGAAAUUAACCGCAUUCCAACGAUUGGACUUCACGGUUGAUGAUGUUCUCGAUUCCUUGAAAGAGGAUAACAUCAUAGGAAAAGGUGGUGCUGGCAUUGUUUACAAAGGUGCUAUGCCUAAUGGUGAUCUUGUUGCUGUGAAAAGGUUACCGGCUAUGAGUAGAGGCUCUUCACAUGAUCAUGGUUUCAAUGCUGAGAUUCAAACUUUGGGGAGAAUUCGACACAGACACAUUGUUAGAUUAUUGGGUUUCUGCUCAAACCAUGAGACAAAUCUUUUGGUUUAUGAGUACAUGCCUAAUGGAAGUUUAGGCGAAGUUCUUCAUGGUAAGAAAGGUGGUCAUUUGCAUUGGGAUACAAGGUACAAAAUUGCUGUGGAAGCUGCAAAGGGUCUUUGUUAUCUACAUCAUGACUGUUCACCUCUAAUUGUUCAUCGUGAUGUGAAAUCAAACAAUAUCUUGCUUGAUUCAGGCUUUGAAGCCCAUGUUGCUGAUUUUGGACUUGCUAAGUUCUUGCAAGAUUCUGGAACUUCUGAAUGCAUGUCUGCUAUUGCUGGUUCUUAUGGAUACAUAGCUCCAGAGUAUGCAUACACAUUGAAAGUCGACGAAAAAAGCGACGUCUACAGCUUCGGUGUGGUACUUCUAGAGCUUGUAGCAGGAAGAAAACCAGUUGGAGAAUUUGGUGAUGGAGUAGACAUUGUGCAAUGGGUGAGAAAAAUGACAGAUUCAAACAAAGAAGGUGUUCUAAAAGUUCUUGAUCCUAGACUUCCUUCAGUUCCACUUAAUGAGGUGAUGCAUGUCUUCUAUGUAGCCAUGUUAUGUGUCGAAGAACAAGCUGUAGAAAGACCAACUAUGCGCGAAGUUGUUCAAAUGCUCACUGAGCUUCCAAAACCACCUAGCUCAAAACAUGUUGAAGAAGACUUAACAACAUUAACAAUCAAUGAAUCCUCUUUGUCUUCAUCAAACAGUUUAGAGUCUCCAUCUAAAGAUCCUAAAGAUCUUCUUAGCAUAUGAAGUGUGUUUUGUGUGUUAUUAUUUACUCUAAGGUUAUGUAGCUUGUGACUUUGUUUUAAUUUUCUUUUGUGGGGUGGGGUUUUAAUUAAUGUAUGGAUAUUUUUUCUUUUGUAAUGAUUUAUGUAAUGUGUAUAGUUGGAUUAUUGGUGGGAAUGGGAGUAUUUGGUUAUAUAUUUACGUUUGUCUUCAUCGAUUAGCACAUGUUUUAUGGCACGGGACAUGUUUUAGGACUACUGUGAACGUCAUCUGAAAA